AUGCCAGAUCUGCUAGCGACUGCCACAAACAUCACAGGUUCCAACUUCGGUAGCUCAGUAAAAUGUGUUGUACACAGAAUAAAUACAUUUCGUUGCAUCAGCCUGACAGUGCCUCACUGUUUUGUAACCUUCCGCAAGCGAUUGGAGUUUGAAGAUUUCAAUCGAUCAGCGCUACUCGCCCGGUUUUUGUUAGUCGAAUGUGCUGGCCCUGUCCAGGCUCCAAUCAAAGCCGUUCUGCCUUCAGUGGAGCGAGCGGUUGCAGAGCCUCCACUGCAGCCGGCAGGCAUUGCAGGAUCUACACCGAUAGCCUUCGGCGGCGGCGCGGUGAUGUCUGAAAGGCAUUUCCGUGAUCUCCGCCGGCAGGACCCUGCUGCCUUUGUCUGA
Symbiodinium necroappetens is the source of this 384-nucleotide messenger RNA. NCBI's taxonomy places the organism in Eukaryota, Dinophyceae, Suessiales, Symbiodiniaceae. The record is from the annotation of a GenBank genome assembly.